Messenger RNA from Lampris incognitus (smalleye Pacific opah), 3916 nucleotides. RefSeq names its product glycosylated lysosomal membrane protein (gene glmp). Gene Ontology annotation, cellular component: lysosome. The transcript has 7 exons. The record is from RefSeq and is a predicted model, not a curated record. The coding region runs from base 1 to 1236 and encodes 411 amino acids. Lineage: Eukaryota; Metazoa; Chordata; Actinopteri; Lampriformes; Lampridae.
AUGGCCGCGGGCAAGCGACGCGCACCGCUCGUCUCUCUUCUACUGUUGGUUUUAAGCGUCGUCGGGUUUUCGUCCUGUUUUAUCGGCGGCGGCUCGUACCGGCGAAAGCUUUCAGUGGAGUGGAACCCGGGGCUGAACUCCUCUGUAUUACCGCCUCAUGGCAUCACCCUACUGCAUGUACGAGCAUUAGGACUCAACGACACACUGCACUUCCUGCUCUGCAGCCAGGGGGCACCGGCACUGCUGCUGGUUCACACCAACAGCACCUCCUCUUCCGUCAAGGUUGACUGGCCUGCCUUCCUGGCUCGCAAUACCACCGGCAGCCUGACAGUGGAGCCAGAGAGCAGCAUCCUGUACAGUAGCGCGCUGGUAUUCACCACGCUAUGGGAAUACGAUGACGUAAACGACACGGCAGACCCUCAGAACCUCCCCCCCUCCGCCUUCCUGCCUCCAUACCAGCUGCAGAACUUCACCUGGUCUCUGGAGGACAAAACUCUGGACCCAACACAGCCCACUGCCCAGCUCUGUGGAGGGGAUGCCUCCCCCACUUUUAUCAACGGGUCUUUCUGCGUCCAGUUCUCUGCGUUUGAGGUGGAGGGGCGGGACCAUCUUUGGCCCAGCCUCGUUCACACCGCCAACUGCUCCCAGAUUAAGAUGUGGCUUGACGGACCGCUGCCAAGAGCAAAUUACUCCAGGUUUUCUCUGGAGCUGGAGUCAGUGGGUGGGCCGUCCCUGGACAGGGUGGAGGUGGUUCACUCCAUAGACGAUGAAUACACCCCUUCAAUAUUUAAGGCGUCCCAGUGGGUCUCAUCACCUCCUAACAGAACCUCAGAGAUUCUGGGUUAUGUCCAGUGGAAACCGGUGGCAUACCGCAAACCUAAUCCCAUUUUUGAGGACGCCACGCCGUGUCGCCACUAUUCUCCUGUGCUACAGAGCAAGGCAGUGCCGGCCUCGGGCCUGGUCCGGGCCUUCUACGGACCUGAACCAGCAACCACAAGACUCAACAUCAGCUUCAGCAUGGCAGGAGAACCUUUCUACAAUGCCACUAACUACCUAAGCUGGACUGUGGUUGUUGGUCUUGGCAAUCCUCCGGUGGAUUCUUUCUCUCCGUUAGUUCUGUCCAUCAUGGCGGUUGGCCUGGGAACUCCGAUGAUCCUCAUCGUACUGGGCGGAGUUUAUGUCUGCCUUCGUAAGAGAGCCACGCCCCCUUCACAGUCCUACGAGCCAAUCAACUAAGAAUGGAGCUACUCGAGACCUGCCCCACCACUGUUUCUGACCAAUGAGGCGGUACUGUUGCAUUUUGAAAGGUGUCCUUCAGGAGACAACGGCUGGAUAAAUUGGAAUUCAUUCUAAAUUCGUUUUAAAGAUUUAAUUUUUUUUUAGUAUUUACUGAUUCUUUUACACCGUCAAAUUUACCACUGGGACUUUUUCUCCCCAGUGUUCAUUAUCGAUGGAUCAAUGACUAAUCUUGGUGUUCAUCUGUCUUUUUUUUCCCACCUGUGACUCUUCGGGAGAUUGACCCUGGAAAGGAAAAAUCCUCUUUUACCAACAGUUUGAGUUCCCUGUUCUUUUUUCUUUUUUUUAUCGGACACAGGCGGGAAUGCCUUCAGCCUUUCCAUCCCAGAGGGUCAAACUGAGAUGAGCAUCGGUCUGACCGAAUGAUGACGCUGAUUAACUUGCUUCAUGACAAUUGAUCUAAAUUAUUAUUAACGUGGAUGAUUUGAGUGAUAUUGCUGCACUUUUAACGGCUUGACGGUUUACUACAGCGGUGUUCUCAACCAAAUACUUCCAACACUGCAGAUCUGCUGCUUUUUUAUGGUUGUCAGUUGUAAAAAGUAAAAUCAUGAUCCCAUGACAGGAGGAAGUGUUUGUCACGCAGAUGGACUGAAGGAAUCUUUGGCCUCCUGACGCAUUGGGCCAAGUUGCUGGCUGACAGUUCAUGAGGUCAAAGUUCUGCCUUGUCGCUUAGUGGUCAUGGAACGGUUAAUGGCUGUGACAUACAGGGACCUGGACACGGCUUUUAUAACCUUUUUUAAGUAUUCUUUGUAUGUGAAACUAAGUGAAAGGAGAGGCGUUCAUUCUAGGGAUGCACCAAUACAGAUGUUGGUACCAGAUGUCGAGCUGAUACCAGGUUAAAAUGGAGUAUCCGUAUCAGCGAUUUUACCGAAGACUAAAAUCAGAUACCAAAAGCCAUGAGUAACAUGUCAUAAAUAAAAUGAAAAUGGCUUGAUUUACUGCAUUUUUUUGGCACAUGGACACCUGUAUUUCUUUAAUGGUGGAAAAAAAUCAAUUAUUUUGCCCAUUGACCCCAAACUACUACUACUACUACUUUUGGCUGUUCCCGUUGGGGGUCGUCACAGUGGAUCAUCUGUUUCAUCUCUUCCUGUCCUCUGCAUCUUCCUCUGUCAUGCCAGCCAUUGACCCCAAACUACUUUAAAUCUGAAAUGUUCAGAUAAAGAAACGGCUUAGUACCCGAUAUUGUCUAAAACUUCAAGAUUGGUGAUGGAAUUGGUAUCUGAAGUAGUGUUGUUGGUGCAUUCCUAGUUCAUUCUAAUUGCCCCGAUACUAGAUUCCUCUGAUUUAUUUUUCGGUUGAGAAUUAAUUGCUGGGUGGGUCUAAGAAAGCUUUUAGAUUCAUGUCAUCAUCGGCCGCUUCUCCGGGGUCGGUUCACGGUGGCAACAACUUAAGUAGGGCACUCCAGAUGUCCCUCUCCCCAGCAACACCCUCCUGGGGGAUCCCAAGGUGUUCCCAGGCCAGAUUGGAUAUGUAGUCCAUCCAGUGGGUCUACCCCAGGGUCUCCUCCCAGUUGGAUGUGCCUGGAAAAUCUCCAAAGGAAGGCGCCCAGGAGGCAUCCUAAUCAGAUGCCGGAACCACCUCAACUGGCUCCUUUCUACGCGAAGGAGCAGCGGGUCUACUUCAAGCUCCCUUCAGAUGUCUGAGCUCCUCACCCUAUCUCUAAGGCUGAGCCCAGACACCCUACGGAGGAAACUCAUUUCAGCCGCUUGUAUCCGCGAUCUCACCCUUUCGGUCACUACCCAAAGCUCAUGACCACGGGUGCGGUUUAGAACGAAGACUGACUGGUAAAUUGAGAGCUUUGCCUUCCGGCUCAGCUCCCUCUUCACCACAACGGUCCGGUACAACGUCCAAAUUACUGCUGAUGCUGCACCAAUCCGCCUGUCAAUCUCCCGCUCCAUCCUACCCUCACUUGUGAACAAGACCCCGAGAUACUUGAACUCCUUCACUUGAAGCAACAACUCAUCCCCAACCUGGAUGGAGCAACCCACCAUUUUCCGGUAGAGAACCAUGGCCUCAGACUGGGAGGUGCCGACUCUCAGCUGCAAACCGCCCCAGUGCGCUGGAGGUCGCGUUCUGAUGAAGCCAACAAAACCACAUCAUCUGCGAAGAGCAGAGAUGCAGUUCUGAGGUUCUCAAAACGGACUGCGCCUUGAGAUCCUGCCCAUGAAUAUCACAAACAGAAUCGGAGACGAGGGACAACUCGAGUGGCAUCCGACACCCGCUGAAAACGGGUUUGACUUCGUGCCGAGAACGCGGACACAGCUCUCGGCACAAAGUCAAAACAUGUUUUGGCGGGGUGUCGGACUCACUGUAGAUUUUUAGGUUUAAGGAGAAAAUUCCAACUAAACUCUCUCUUAACUUCUGUUGACCAAAGAAAUCUGCUUUAGAAAUCUAAACCUGGAGUCGUAUUUUUGUAUGAUUAACUUCACAGACACAUUUUACCUCCUUUCGGAUGUUUUAGCUGGCGUUGAAAGAUCCCAUUUCCUUAUAUUAAGUCCGUCUCACGGACUGGAGGGGGGUCAUCAUGUAGCUCAGCUGAUGGUGGAGAACGUGUUGAAUGCUAACGUGUGUGAAAUAACAAGACUUGUGAUUUCUACUUUGGUAUUAAAGACUUGGGAGA